AUGAUCAAAAGUUGUUUUAAUCUGAAAUUGUUUUGUUCACAGGUUUUCAUUCAUAGAUAUUUUAAAAUACUCAUCUAUGUAUUAUUUGAAAUUCAGGUCGGUUUAGAUUACACAAACCCAUACAUCAGUCCAUUCCAAGAAUUCCAAAGAUGGAAGACACAUCCUGCUAUAAUUGACACCUUCAAGGGAGGUAAUCGGAUUGGCUAUGGUGCUAGAGCCCUCAAUGAAGGAGGCUUCCAGUCGAUACCAGAGUUAACAUUCCCAGGAGGCUGCUUGAUUGGUUGUAGUUCUGGAUUUCUCAAUGUUCCUAAGAUAAAGGGUACACAUACAGCCAUGAAGAGUGGAACACUCGCAGCAGAAUCUGUGUUUGAAACACUCUGUGAUGAAAAUUUCCAGUCUAGUACUACAAAUCCACAGCCACAGAUAUAUGAGGAAAGACUGAAGAACAGCUGGGUAAUGGAAGAGUUAUACAAAGUCCGAAAUGUCCGUCCAUCGUUCAACACCAUUCUAGGUCUGUAUGGUGGCAUGAUGUAUACAGGAUUUUUCACUAUUUUAUGUAGAGGGAAAGAGCCCUGGACUUUGAAACAUGAAGGUGCUGAUCACACCCAUUUAAAACCUGCAUCAGAGUGCACACCUAUUGAGUAUCCAAAACCAGAUGGUGAGAUCACUUUUGAUCUCCUGUCAUCAGUGGCACUUACUGGAACAAACCACGAUCAUGAUCAGCCAGCUCAUCUCACAUUGAUGGAUGACACCGUUCCAGUUAAAACCAACCUGACAGUUUAUGAUGGACCAGAGGGUAGAUUCUGUCCUGCAGGUGUAUAUGAGUAUGUAGAGACAGAGGACGGUUUAGGUCAAAGGUUACAGAUAAAUGCACAGAACUGUAUACAUUGUAAAACCUGUGAUAUUAAGGACCCAACACAGAACAUUAAUUGGGUGUGUCCUCAAGGAGGGGAAGGACCAGCUUAUAAUGGAAUGUGAAAUAUGAUUUUACGGGUAUAAACUAGUGUACUAUGUGAUAUUUAGAAUGGAGUGUGAAAAAAAACUCAUGUGAUACGAAAUUUGUUGACUGCUGAUGAAAUUAGAAUGGAUUUGCCUACACUGUGUUUUAUUGCUUUGUUUCUGUUUUCUUUUAUCUGUGGUUACAACAGGGCUUAUCCAGAAUUCAGAGAUACUAGGUGUGCAUGUAGUUUUUUUUCACGGCUCUGUAGCCAGCAUGAAACAAUCUUUUUUACCGGUAAUGACUGUAAUCAUUUUUCACAGCUUUCUGUCACGACUCUGCAACUAGUCUGAAGCAUUUACUUUUCAUGACUGAUUUUGUAAAAUGCCAUAAAACUUUUAUGAAACAGUCCGUAAGUAAUUCCUUAACACCAUUAAAACAGCACAUGAAAAACCUUACUUUUCUGAUUAAGGGUCAUCAUUUAUGUUUGUGUUUAAUUUGUAAAACCAUUUAUUUACUUUCAAAGUAAUUUUUAAUGUAUUAUGUAAAUUAAUUUAAAUUUUUUUUUGUACACUGGCAUUAAUCUUUGUUACAGUAUACUAGCAUUAUAUUUCUUUAUUGUAAAUCUAAAGUAAAAUGAAACCCUUUACAAGGCCUCCUCAUGGAAUCAAUUGCUCAUAAGACAUGCAAUGCUUCUGUUAUUAAUCUUGUUUGUAAGAUUAAAAAACAAUUUAAGGGUUUGUUUUGCAAAUUUUUAUCAAAACAUUAUUUUAUAGAAUAUUAUAUUAGUAUUGGCUUUUAAAUGUGAAAAAUUUCAUUUAAGUUUGCACUGUACAAAAUUAUUUAGGCUUAAAAUUUCUUAAACAAGUGUAACCAAAAAAAAGCCUGUAUGCUGUCCAAGGCUAAUCCAUAGGCCCUAAGCUUAAUUAUGUAAAGGACCAGGAGAAAGUAAUGAUAUCUAAAUACUUAAAUUGCAUAAAUGAUGGGUGUGUAUUUAAUUUAAGAUGACAAUUUGUAGUAAAUGUAUACAUUUUUGUCGUUGGUCAGUUUCAAAAUUGAGCUUACACACAACCAGUGAAAUGCUAGAGUUUGAGACUGGUUUUCAAACUCAGAUUUAUAACCUGGGACCCUGUAUAAUUUGAUCUUAGAAUAGGUGAGAUCAUAUUGUGAGCUCUAUGUUUUGAUGUACAUUAGUGGCAACAUAUGAUAGAAGUGUGCAAGGUUGAUACAUAUAUGUAUUUAUAUGUAAAAAAGGAAAUUUUGUGUGGGGUAUUUUCUCUGAAAUUAGUCAUUUCUGAAAAUUGUUGCUCAGGGAAUGAGGAUAAAAGUCUUAAAUUAAGAUAAUGAUUUGUAACUAUACUUUACACAUAAUUAAUGGCAAUGAACUGUAUUGUACUCAUGUACUGGCAUUUUGUACCCAGCGGGUACACAUGCUCUUUACUAAUCGACAUGCCAUUACACUUGCAAUAUCAUUGAUACAAAUUUUUUAGGUUAUUACCAUAAACAUACAGAAUAACCUCUGUGAACAACAUCUCUACAUCUACAAUAGCAGGUAUCUUCAGACCUGUUAGUAAAUUUACCUCUUCAAAGCAACAACCUCUGUGCAACAAAUACAUUCUAGUGUUGUUCACUUUCAAGGGGUUACACUGUAUGUGAUAUAGUAUUAAGCUUGAAAGUUCGCUUUGUUUCCCUUAAAGAAGUAAUUUUGUUAAGGGAGACAACUUCAGUUUCAUGUCAAAUAUUUCGAAGUAGUGUUUAUUAAUUAGAAUAAACAAAUGAGCUGAUCUAUAGAAUUCUAGGGAAUAUACAUUCAUGGCAAAAUGCACAGUGUAAGGUGUGAAACAUAAAAAAAAGCUCUCAGUAGUAUGAUUCAUGCAGCAUAUAAAAUUAGCUUAUUAAGACUUAGUGUUGUACUACAAUAUGGCGAUUUUGGCAAGUACCCAUUAAAAACAUUUGACAAUCCAGUACAGUUGUUUGGAUUGUUACAUGUCCAGAUAUCACCCCUGUUGACAGAACAGUGUUAAAUAAGCUUUCUACUCUAUGCUUAUUUUUCUCAGUAAAAGGAAAACAAUCUGACAGACAUUAACCCUUACCCUGCUAAAUUUCUAUAAUAAUGAAGUUGUCUAUCUUCCAAUUUGGACAGCACCAUUAACUGUUAAAAGGGGUGCAUACCAAAAAGUUACUGACUGACAGAUGUGCAGGCUGAUCAUGAUCUGCACUGAUCGCAAAGGCAGAAUAAGUCGUGUUCAGCAUGAUAAAGGUUAAUCCGUCUUUUUUAACAUGUACAAAAAAAAUCCACAAAAUGAUUGUGUCUGGCAUUCAUCGAUGUUGAUAUUCAUAUGGAUAUAUUUUAGUAUGUACAGCUUUUAUGAUUAAGACAUCAUGAAGAUAUGUAGCAAUUUUGUUGCCUUGUCCAGUAUGGAAUAUAUUGUAUCCAGUACAGAAGUAUAGUAAACUAUAUGCACUAUAGUAUGUUUUGAAAAUAAUGUUAUUCUAGCCCUAAGCUGGAGGGUGAAACAUGUCUGUUUGUUUUGUUAAUAAAAUGAAAUAUCUUUACUUGAAAUUUUUAUGUUCAUUUCAUCUUUUCGUGGUAGCUAGAAUAUUAUUUUAUCAUCAUAUUUUAUGUAUGUUACAUGUGAGCUUGUGUGUAUGAAUUUUGUUGACAUAUGUUUGUAUGAUUUUGUGUUAAAAUUUUCUGCCAUUAUAUAGAUAUGAAUAAACAGUUCAUUCAAAUUUUA
Messenger RNA from Mercenaria mercenaria, 3675 nucleotides. Its product is annotated as electron transfer flavoprotein-ubiquinone oxidoreductase, mitochondrial-like. Gene Ontology annotation, biological process: electron transport chain. The record is from RefSeq and is a predicted model, not a curated record. The coding region runs from base 1 to 978 and encodes 325 amino acids. Gene Ontology annotation, cellular component: mitochondrial inner membrane. Gene Ontology annotation, molecular function: electron-transferring-flavoprotein dehydrogenase activity; iron-sulfur cluster binding. Lineage: Eukaryota; Metazoa; Mollusca; Bivalvia; Venerida; Veneridae. The transcript has 5 exons.